AUGCCUUCCGUCGCGGAGCGCCCGCGUUCGUCGCAGGAGGCUCUGCUCCGUCUCGAAAAAGGCACCGCAUCUCCCACCGCACAGCUCAACGACGCUGCGAAUAUUAUCGGCCUAGAUCUCGCGCUAUGUGCCAGUCACCCUGAAAUCAACCGAACCCCCCACUUUCAGAACAAUGCUGCCCCCAAAGCGGAAUGGGUCCUGCGAUGGUUGUUGAAGAGGCUGCGGACUGGAAAGAACUAUCGUGUCGAUGCGGCCUCCUUCCUCUUACUACGACAGUUGAUCGAUUUAAUCCCGCCCAAGACAUUGGCCACGACCUUGAAGGACCAGAAGUUCCUCGGAAUUGUCCACGAUGCUAUCGCCGACCUGGAGGAGGAUGUGCUGGCCGGAUUAGGGGAUGGGACAGCCGAGCUCCUGCACUCCGGCUCAGAAUCCAGUCACACUUUGGCCGAUUCACCACACCGCAAUGGCGACUACGAUAAGAAGGGAACCAAGAGGAAGAGGUCCGGCGCGGACGAACCUGAUGCUAUGGAUAUCGACGACCCGCCCCGUACUCCAACCUCCUGCUUUGUGGCCUUCAUCCGCGCGCUGGACUGUCUGUAUAGCCUGGUUAUGCUUGUCGAUCGGACGUCCGGGGUUGACGAUGUAGCGAGCUCGCAUCUGAAGCACGCUCUUAAGGGGGAGCCCGAAUCGGUCGCCGGCACGCUGCAGAAGUCCUUCCGGCUCGCUGCCAUCAUCACGACGCAACUCUUCCAUGCGCAGCAGACAACGGACCUACAGCAUUUGCUCUACGUGCUUCCAGCCAUUUUUGAUCUGUGGGAGUUGAGGUCGUCUCGUCGUGACGAUUCGGAAAAGGGGCUAAGUAAUGAAUGUUUCUCUAAACACUGCUUCCAAAGCGCCCUCAGACUACAAUUCUGCGUCAACUCAAUACGUCUGGACACCGACGAAAGAGCCCACGUUCUGCACGGACUAGAACGCCUCAUUGCACUGCACGUGGUGCUCCCCGCCCGGUCCAGCUUCUUCGAGGGAGGCGGAUCCGGCAUUGACUAUUCAGCCAACGAGCCUGAUUGGAGUCCUGUGAAGCCUGUCUCGGAUACGUUCAGGCCGCUCCUUUGCGCACCAGAGAAUCCAGACCAGAGCACCAGUGACAUUGCCGGCAUCCAGAAAAAAGCCAAGUGGAAGACCGCUGAGCUAUUGCCGGAGUUUUUCGACAUCGCAGCACGCACAGUUCCCCGGGACACGUUCAGAAGACAGAACCAUGAAGGCCCUUGGUUGGAAACCCUUUUCGUCGCAGUCGCAGAGCUGGCGUACUCCAUCGCGAAGUCUGAGAACACGACAGCGUACUUUACUGAGUUUGUCGCCAUUCUGGAACGCCUGUUUCGUGUGGUUCUUGCUAGAGACAUCAAACUGUCCCUCCAUACAUUGCUUACUCACGCUGCGUAUACUGGUCUCCUCAAGGAAGGCCUGUCGCAAGUGGAGUGGAGCCUCACCGCUUUACUUAUCGAACUAGGUACCGACAUCUUCUUGCCCAAUUCCGGGCUCAACGACUCUGAGAAGUUGCUCAACGCUCUACUGGAGAAAAUUCUUUUGCACUGGCGCACCGGCGUUUCUCAUGUCGACGAUAGCUAUAGGACGAUCAAGAACGGCAUUGUGAUACCUCUUCUCCGUGGGUUUGUCGGCGCCCGGGACCUGCCAAAUUUCAUGCAGAUAUGGUACGAGCAGCUUAUCGAGGUUGAAGAAGCCCGCUCGAAGGAUAAGGAAAAGGCAUUGACUCGUUUCAUUGUGUGGGAAGACGAUGACGUGUGCAACGAGUUCAGCGAGCUAAUGCGGAACCCUCUGACCUACGCUCACUCUGCUGCUCAGAUGCGCGCGGCGGCAGUGGAGAUCAAAGGAGAAGAUGGUAGAAUUCAACACUCUCCUGGCGCUUAUGCGCAGAUUGUAAUUCUGGAAUCUGGCUUCAGAAACCGUGACCUUAGCUUCGAGGACAGGAACGAGGAUUUGACGUCCAUUAUCCAGACUGUGACAUCGACAUUGUUUUCCGAACAGAAGUUACAUUGGCGGUGGCGGCUGUGGCGGCUCGGCCGCAGUCUCCUGGAGAACAACGUACAGUCUACCGACAACGAACUGGGUAUUGCCAUUAUCAAGCUUGUUGCUACGGCUGCAGAGUCGAUACAGCGUGUUCACCAGGGCCGUAUGAAAAAGCUUUGUGCGCCUCUGGAGUGCUUUGAGGCGUUUCAGUUUGCUCUUACCGCGAUCAAAACCACUGCAAACCCUGAACAAUUCCGCUUGUUUACGAACGAGGUCACGACCCUCAUAAAGUCCAUCUCGGGCAAAGAUGCCGCCAAGUCCAUCAAGUCUCCUUGGGACGGACGUAUUGAGACGCUCACGUCGCCCACCACACUUGCGUUGGCCUAUUUCUUGAGCUUGGUCAGGAAUCCUGAUAUAUGGCCCCAGGUGGAGUCUGAAACCAGACGCUCUCUCUUUGCACAUGUUUUGUCCCUGGCAACUUCACAGUAUAAGCCGUCGCCAUCUACUCUCGAAACUGUCAAUCCCGAUUCCAAGUAUCUUCAGGCUUGGGCAAGCCUCGUCUGCCAUGAGUACCUUCUCAAUGCUCCGUCUAUUGCGGUCGAUCUUAUUGCAGUGCUGUCUGAGCGAGUCAAGGCAGACGUUCCUAAUCGCCGACUAUACAUUGAAAGUCUACAGAGAAUCCCUGCCCCGCUUGUCACCCGUGGUCAGAGAGCGAUCUUGCUGGAUCUACUGCAGGAGGUGAUUGCACAGGAAGGUAGCACCCCGGAGGUUACUGUGGGGAUGCUGUCUCUGAUGGCCAAGUUGGCUGAGAUGCCGAAGUCCACGGCGGCUCUGACGAGCAACUGGGAGCCUCUCUGGACGGUCGCCAAGGCGGUCUCUCUGCAAGGAAGUGAUAUCGAUCUCCAGAUCAUGAAGGCUUACCGAAAUCUUCACCGAGCGGUUAUCGCCAAGUUACUCGUUCUCUCUGACGCCGAACGACAGCGCUUGUUCAAGAAGAUGUAUCGCAAAGUGUCGGCCAAGGCACUUAAGCUGCAGUCCUUGAACCGUGACUCCAUGGAUUGCUUCUAUCUUAGAAUCUCGCUGUCUCAGUUGUGGCUCAAUCGGAAGGCACUUGAGGGUGUCUUUGAUGAAACCGAGCUUGCCGCUUGCCGUAAGAAAGUGUUUGACUUGGUUGUUGCGGAGGUCAAGUCUGUCAAGACACAGUGCAAGAAGCAGCAGCUGGAGGACACCAUCACCCUGAUUAAGAUCCUCGACGCGCUAGAGGACUUUGAAGACCUUGCGAUGGAUCACGCCGAGGUUGAAAAGUUCUUGUCCAGGAUUGAGAGUUAUGUUGAGAAGUCGGUUGACUCGGCUUCCUCCCUGAGAAGACUCAUUCGACGACGUGUUUUGGCUGGGCGAGGAUCCGAGAAGAGCAUCACACAACCCGUCAUCCAGUGUGCGGAAUCCCUUCCCCUGCAACACAUGUAUAGCGAAGAGCAGCGAAUCUUUAUCCGAUCCACCAGUGCAAGGUUCCGAACCAUGACGGCGGACGAACUGACCCGGGUGAUCCAAGACAUUCGCAAAAUCGGCUUCGUUGGGGAGAAUGCCGAGUAUCACUUGCUUAUCGCUGGUUUGGCUAUCACUUCCCUGCCCUCCGUUGAAGACAAGGAAAGCCAAACUGGCCACGAACUGGGGUUGGUCUUUACGGACGCAACCAAUUCUCUACUUAAGAACAACUCCAUCGAACCAUUUACAUUCGCUACUGAGUGUCUGGAUAUCAUACUGCGUAACCACACGCGUUGUGUCACGCAGUUCAAUAUCGACAACCUGUUGGGAACGAUCGCCGUGUGUACCUCCAAAUCCGGUCCCUGCAUCGACCCUGCAUACGCUGGAACUGUCUAUAUCCGUCUCUGUCGCAUUAUGGGCCUCCUUCUCGGUCUUCACCGUCAAAAACUCGGCGGUCGCUUCCACCUUAUUAAUCCUGUUAUCAGUGGCUUGCUGGAUUGUCUCUUUGCUCGCUCCAAGAAGCGCAGCCGGUCCAUGUUGCACGAUAAGAAAUCCGGGCAGCAGCCCUAUUGGCUUGCUCCAUUACAGGCAUCGCACGCUGUGCACUUCACCCGUCUUCUAACCUCCCUUUGCGACCCGACGGUCUCGGCCGUCUCGAGACCGACGCAAUCUGGCGUGGGCUUCGAAGGGUUGACCGAUCAGACGAAGAAGGCCAAGCGCAUUGCGGGGCAGUACCUUCAGUAUUUGAUCCAGGAUUAUACGCAGAGCGCUCUUCGCGGGUCUCUUUCGCCUGACGUGAAGGCGGCAAUCAUUCCGGGUCUGUAUGCUGUGCUCGACGUGAUGUCGCGCGAUACAAUGCGGGCGCUGAAUGCGGGACUAGAUGUCUCCGGGCGGGCGGUGUUCAAGGCUCUGUAUGAUGACUAUGUGAAGUUCGGAAAGUGGAAUAAGGGUUAA
This is a messenger RNA of Aspergillus aculeatus ATCC 16872, 4464 nucleotides long. Its product is annotated as ribosome biogenesis protein URB2. Bases 1 to 4464 code for a protein of 1487 amino acids. Gene Ontology annotation, biological process: ribosome biogenesis. Gene Ontology annotation, cellular component: nucleolus. The record is from RefSeq and is a predicted model, not a curated record. The transcript is spliced from 3 exons. Lineage: Eukaryota; Fungi; Ascomycota; Eurotiomycetes; Eurotiales; Aspergillaceae.